This is a messenger RNA of Plasmodium coatneyi, 996 nucleotides long. Its product is annotated as G10 protein. The record is from RefSeq and is a predicted model, not a curated record. Bases 333 to 776 code for a protein of 147 amino acids. Gene Ontology annotation, biological process: mRNA splicing, via spliceosome. NCBI's taxonomy places the organism in Eukaryota, Apicomplexa, Aconoidasida, Haemosporida, Plasmodiidae. Gene Ontology annotation, cellular component: nucleus; spliceosomal complex. The transcript is spliced from 3 exons.
GGCCACUUUGUGUUUCCUAAAAAGAAUAAAUACAGUGACGAAAUUUUUCUCGCUACGGUAAAAGCGAAUUUUAUAAAAUUUCUGAAGUGUACGCAAAGGCUUUCCAGCGGGGAAAAUUUCUCGGAUGCACUUUUUUUAGCGUAAACAAUUUUUUAAGGUCCCGCUCGUUAUUUAAAUUAACGCGUACGUGAAAAGUAACGCUCCCCAAGUGGAGACUUUUUAAACAAACUUAACAUGUAAAACGCUAAGCAGCCAAGUGGCGAAGUAGCCAAGCUGCCAAACGCCUGGAUCACUAAUGCAACAACCUGUUCGUUAAAUAUGCAUCUGCGAACAUGCCGCGCAUCAGGACGAUGAAUUCAAGGAAGCCACCCGAGGGGUGGAGUAAAGUCGAAUCCUUUUUAGAUGAAAUGAACAAAAAAAUGCGCAGCUUGGAAAACGAAGAUACUUCUAAGAAAAGGAAAAGUGAAAUUUUGUGGCCCAUAUUUCAAAUCAACCACCAAACGUCUCGCUACAUAUACGAGUUGUACUACAAGCGGAAGGAAAUAUCAAGAGAACUGUACGACUACCUGGUGCAAGAGAAAUACGUGGACGGCGCGCUCAUAUCAAAGUGGAGGAAGCAGGGGUAUGAAAACCUGUGCUGCCUCAAGUGCAUCCAGGUAUCAGACAGCAACUUCAGCAACACCUGCAUCUGUAGAGUGCCCAAAAGUAAUCUGGGCGAUCGGGUUUUGCAGUGUGUAAAUUGUGGAUGCAGGGGAUGCUCUAGCGGGGAUAAAUGAACACAAAUUGAGUUUCCUUAAAUUUUAUGGAGACCAUUCCUCCCCACCCUCAAGUGAGGACCGUCCCGAUGUUUUGAAUUUUUAUUUGUCCAUAUGUUCGAUACAAUUUGUUUAAUUCAAAAAAGAAACACUUUUUUUUUUUUUUUUUUAAUCAUUUAAACUUAAUUUUUUGUCAACAAAUUAUACGCGAAAAAUGCGUUACUUUUUAAAAAAAUGUCAC